AAGCGCUUCAAGAAAACAUUAUUAUUACGGUAGAGAGAUCGACCGCACUGGGAAUCAGACCAAGAAACGGAUCGAAAUCCACGGUAGAUUUACCGUCGAUAGACCAUCUGCAGUUAUUGUAACGAUCGAUUUUUUUAUUGUGACUGUUUUGACCGAGAAGCCAACACAAUUCCUACAUCAUCCGAUACUGCUUUGCAAAGACAGUGACAGCUGUGGUCUUUUUGCAUGCAGCAAUAGGUUCCAUCGCCGCUAGGACGAGCCUGCAUCGACUGAGACAUUGUGAUAGGCUGGCUAUAGGAGAAGGAACCGGCUGCAUGCACCUCCGCCUCCCCCCUCCACCGUCAGCAGCGAGGACGGUACCGUUCAGUGCCUGUAUCACCCGUUAACGGGAUGACGACGUGAACCAAGCCUCCUCACGCACCGAACGCUGGAUUCCGCAUGAGGACUGAAUGAGUGGAAAGAGAGGGAGACGAGGUGAUGGCGAUGCUGAUCUAGUGAGGAGAAGGGAAAGCCUAUUCAUUUUCCCGAUUGAUUUAUCAGGAUCUUAACAGCCGACACGGGGUCUCUACCAAGGUUUCAACAACCAAUUAAUCCCCUCGCACGACGGAGGACAUUUGUCAUUCCGAGGCGAUGGGAACCGCGCGUGGAUGCCGGACUGCGGUUUAAACGUGCACGUGUCUCUCUGUGAAAGCACCGCUGUGAUGGAGCACGACGAAAGUAGCGACGCGGAGGUUGCUGCCGAGCCCCUGCUGCACGGUAUUCACGCGCCCAAUCGGAUCAGGCCCUCGUCGUACCGGGCACUGCGGAGUGCCGUUUCCAGCCUGGCGCGCAUCGAUGACUUCGUAUGUGAGAAGAUCGGGUCAGGGUUCUUUUCAGAGGUCUUCAAGGUGCAGCACAGGAUCACAGGCCAGGUGAUGGCCCUAAAGAUGAACACUCUGGCCAGCAACAAGGCCAACAUGCUCAGGGAGGUCCAGCUUAUGAACCGGCUCUGCCACCCCAAUAUACUUGGGUUCCUGGGAGUGUGUGUACAGGAGGGCCAGCUCCAUGCUCUAACUGAGUACAUCAACGGGGGUAACCUGGAGCAGCUGCUGGACAGUGACAGGUAUCUGUCGUGGUCGGUGAGGAUGUGUCUGUCUCAGGACAUCGCCUGUGGCCUGCAGUACCUCCACAGCAAGGGCAUCUUCCACAGAGACCUCACCUCCAAGAACUGUCUGGUACGCUGUGAGAAUGGUGUGUUCACUGCAGUAGUGGGAGACUUUGGUCUGGCAGAGAAGAUUCCAGACUACAGUGACGGGGUUGAUCAGCAGCCUCUGGCCGUGGUGGGCUCCCCCUACUGGAUGGCCCCGGAAGUGCUGAGAGGAGAGCUCUAUGAUGAAAAGGUGGAUGUGUUUGCCUAUGGAAUCAUCCUGUGUGAGAUCAUCGCCCGGAUAGAGGCUGAUCCGGACUUCCUACCUCGCACUGAGGACUUUGGACUAGAUGUGGAUGCCUUUGAGAACCUGGUUGGUGACUGUCCAACACCAUUCCUCAACCUUGCAGUCCUCUGCUGCAAUAUGAAUGCAAAGAUACGUCCCUCAUUCUCUGAGAUAGUGGUCUUGCUGGAGGGGAUGGAGAGAGGAGAGGAGGAGAGGAAGACGGCCAUCCCUCUGGGCGAUUGUCUCUCCUCAAAACCCCCCACUGGCCACAUCAGCCCCUACCGACGACGGAGUUCCCUCUGUCGCCCCGGCGACCAGCAGUUGUCACGGAGCCAGUCUGAAAUGCUUCCACCAACGACGCCCCCACUCGGCACCCCGGCCCGGGUCAACCCCUUCUCCCUGCGGCAGGACCUGAACGGGGGCCGCAUCAAGCUCUACGACACCCCCAGCAAGUCUGUCAUCUCCCUGACCUUCACCCUUCCCCAGCAGCCUGACACCUGCGCCUCUCCCCCCCUCAGGGGAAACCUCUUACUCCGCGGGCCCCCCCGACGCUGCCAGUCUCUCCCCUGCACCCCUGAGCCGGGACGAACCCUCUCCCUCCUCCGGGACCCCGACCUGCAGCGCUUGGGGAAAGAGGAGGAAGAGGAGGGGGAGGAUGAAAGGAGGAAGGAGAAGGGAGGGAUGGUGGAGGAUGAAAGGAGGAAGGAGAAGGGAGGGAUGGUGGAGGAUGAAAGGAGGAAGGAGAAGGGAGGUAUGGUGGAGGAUGAAAGGAGGAAGGAGAAGGGAGGGAUGGUGGAGGACGUGUCAGAUGAUUCAGGGCUGCCUCUGGACCUGGUGUCUCUGGGUCCUCUGGAAGAGGAAGAGGAGGAAGGUUUUUCUCUGGGGGAGCCUAUGGACUGCAGCAGGUCUCCUGACACACUAGAGGGUGCUGUCCCUACACCAGGGAGACAUCUACUACACCCAGCCUCGUCCUCUUCCUCCCUGUUUCUGCAGCCUAACGGCUGGCGUCACCCAGUCUCCAAUGCCCCUUCCUCCCUCCCUCCUCUCCCUCAUCUGGACAACAACAACAUCUCGGCGAUGGUGGUCGUCGGCCGCCCGAUUGGCUGGAGGGCUAGCGGCUACCGCACCGCAAUCCCGGGCCCCCCUGCUGGCCCCGCCCCUGAACAAGAUGAGGUAAUUUCCUGUCCGGGCUGCUGUCUGAUUGGUCUGAGCUUUCCAUCCGUGUGCCUGAAGGGGGUGCCGACCCCUCGCCGCGUUCCGCCCCGACGACCCUACCGGAACCUUAACGGGGGGGGCAUCAGUGACCCUUCAGCUGCCACGGCAACCAAGGGACUGCUUUGUUGUGGGGCGAACGGUCUCGCUCCUCCGACCGCACCUUGCGUGCCUGGGCUGCCCCUACCAGAGGCACAGACUUAGGAAGGGCUCCCCCUAGUGGGCUGACUGGCCAACAACAACAUUAAUACCAGUGACAUUACUGAGACUUUGACUGGUUCUGUUUAUUGUCGCUAUUACUAUUUAUUAUUACUAUUAGGAACUGAUGAUGUUGAUGAUUACUACUACUACUACUACCUGAAGUGGAUGAACAGUGUGUGUGUGUGUGCGUGUGUGUGAUUGAGGAGGUGGUGGGGACACUGGUGGUUGUAUUGGGAGUAACAAGGGAGAAGCAGAAUAGGAAACCAGAAGUGGGUUAUUGAUGUGAGAUCUUAUAUAUUGGUUGUUGACCUGGCGCCAUUUGAUAUUGUCAGUGUGUCCCUGGUUUGUUCACUCACUUUCUACACUCUGAAUCUUUCUAUUUGAUUCCUAUUAAUGAUUUUUCACUGGUCUGGGUGGUGCUUGAGAUUUGUAUUGAAUUCAAACAGGUGCUUCUUCUUGCCUCAAACCUCAGUGUUCUUCCCAUAACCCACUAUGAUCCAGGUAUCCUCAGCAUGUUUUAACAGCCUGUGUAACUUUGAAACAGCAUGAAAAGCAAUUCUCCUUAUUGUACAGAUUAUUCCACCCAAGUGUGUGUGUGUGUGUGUGUGUGUGUGUGUGUGUGUGUGUGUGUGUGUGCGCCUGCACGUGUGUGUGUGUGUCUGCGCCUGCACGUGUGUGUGUGUGUGUGCGCCUGCACGUGUGUGUGUGCUUGCACGUGUGUGUGUGUGUGUGCCUGCACGUGUGUCAGAGGGAGAGAUAGUAUGUGUGUCAGAGGGAGAGAUAGUAUGUGUGUGACUGAAUGACGAAGGUUUGUCCCCUGAUGUCUGUAUUGAAAUGUUAAAUGUUCGCUGGUCAUUUCCCCGUACCUGUGUGUGAGAGAUUAGAGAACUGAGUGUAAUAAUUGUAUAUAAAGUGAUGAGGUGUACAUCAUCUUUACUCUGUUUUACACUAUUGAUGAUAAUCUUUGCACUUUUGAUUUCAUAGGCCUGCUGGUUCUUUGUCUGUUUGGGAUGAAAUGGCACCCUAUUCCAUAUAUAGCGUACUACUUUGAACAAAGCCCCAUGUGUUCUGGUCAAAAGUAGUGCAUUAUAUAUGGAAUAGGAUGCCAAUUUGUCAGUUGGUCCCAGAGUUUAGGAUUUUAUUUUCUCCCUCUGCUGGCCUGGAGGAUCCAGACAGACUAGGCCGCCAUGGCUCACAUGUCUGUGUCUCAAUAACCGUCAAUGGCUUCCAUUCCUCGUAACCUUUACUUCUAGGAGAAGCUAUACAGGACCUGACCAGGGAAAACUCCAGGCCUUAGUUAUAGACCUGGAGGUUUUCCCAGUCAGGUCACUGGUCAAGAAAAGAGAGUCUCAUUAUUACUUCACUGUUUAAACAGCAUGAUUUACAGUCUGGACAACUGUGUGCAUCCAUAUAAAUAAUUCCACUGUUCUGUCCCAUAUUGAUGAUGUCAUAUUGACAAUGGUAUGAACACCAACCCAUUUGUUCAAGGAAUGACCAAGUCAUGGAGUGUUAUGCACAACAUGAAUACGUUUUUUUAUUUUUUGUUGUUGAUUAAAACAUAUUUGAUUUAUAAUGCCAAUGCAUGAAAGCUACCCUAAAAUCACAUACGUAGCUAAUUACCAGCUUUAAUAAACUGUCAUGAUGAUUA
This is a messenger RNA of Oncorhynchus mykiss (rainbow trout), 4473 nucleotides long. Lineage: Eukaryota; Metazoa; Chordata; Actinopteri; Salmoniformes; Salmonidae. The record is from RefSeq and is a predicted model, not a curated record.